CAGAGAGGCUGAAUGUCUGCAGGACAUGCUCAACCUUUGUCUAUCCAUGUUCCUCUACUAACAACCAUCAGAGUUAGCAUAUUGAUGCAGAGAGACCGAUACUCUGCUCCACGUAGACAGCACCCGGGUCUCUAUGACAAAGCUAAAAAACGCUUGUAGAAAGUGACGUUGCAGAUCUCUGGAAGUCGGUAAAGUUAGUGGCUCCUGGAGAGCCGCAUGUGGAGCUGUUGUUUACGUGCAGAACCAUCUUUAGGUUUAGGGAGGCAUUCAAAGUUUGCCCUCUUGUUCCUCGUCCGUCUGACCUCGAAGGCGUCACUGAGGUGCUCACUUCUGACACGUUUGGGCCAGUGCUAGCUGACUCCGAAGGCAAUUUCACUCCCAUUUUUUUUCCCAUCCCUCCGUUGCUUUGGAUUAGCCUCCUGACGUUGUCGCCACAAUGUGGGAGUUCCGUUCCAUGUCGUUCUGGCGGGCGGUGUUCGCCGAGUUCUACGGCACCAUGUUCUUUGUGUUCUUCGGACUGGGGGCCGCUCUGCGCUGGACCACCGGGCCCCUCAACGUCCUCCACGUGGCCUUCUGCUUUGGCCUGGCCGCCGCCACCCUCAUCCAGUCCAUUGGCCACAUCAGCGGGGGGCACAUCAACCCGGCCGUCACCUUCGCCUACCUGAUCGGAUCCCAGAUGUCCCUGUUCCGCGCAUUCUUCUACAUCGUGGCCCAGUGUCUCGGGGCAAUGGCUGGGGCGGCCGUGCUCUACGGGGUCACCCCGAACAACAUGAGGGGCAACCUGGCUCUGAACACGCUGCAGCCAGGCAUCAGUUUGGGCAUGGCCACCACUAUGGAGGUGUUCCUCACACUGCAGCUGGUCGUCUGCAUCUUCGCUGUGACCGAUGAGAGGCGCAACGGGCGCCUGGGCUCUGCCGCCCUGGCCAUUGGCUUCUCUGUGCUCAUGGGACAUCUGCUGGGGAUGUAUUACACGGGUGCUGGGAUGAACCCUGCCAGGUCCUUUGCCCCCGCCAUACUGGUCAGAAACUUUGCCAACCACUGGGUGUACUGGGUGGGUCCGAUGAUCGGCGGUGCCAUGGGAGCCAUUAUCUAUGACUUCCUGCUGUUCCCCCGCAUGCGCGGCCUCUCCGAGAGGAUGGCCAUACUGAAGGGCAACAGGCCCCCUGAGGCCGAGAGCCAGCAGGACACUCGAGGGGAGCCCAUCGAGCUCAAGACUCAGGCCCUAUAAGCCUGGCGCUGCGUGGUUGGCUUCCUGCACCCCCCACCCCACAGCCCCGGUCCAUUCCUCACCCCCUUCCGAACCACCCAACCCAUCCGACACACAUACAAACACACUUCGGCACACAUACCUCUUCCUCUCUUCCCCUCUGACCUGCACACACACACACACACACACACACCCACCCAUCACCCUCGUGACAGCUCUUCUCCUUCCUCAUCGUCACUCUGCCGAAGCCCUAACCCUCGCCACGCCCUCAGCUCCCAGCGGCCCCUCCCCCACACUACCCCCCACCCCCCAGGACUGCAGGACAAAGAUGGAGGGUAAGAAGAGGACUUAGUUGCCACUGAAGAAAGCAGCCUGCACCCCUCUUUGGUUUGUGGUGUAGGGACUGGGUCACUCCUGGUUGACCAGUUGGCUGUAACUGCUCAGGACAGGGGCAUCUCUCUCUCUUUCUCUCUUCUCUUCUCUCUAUCUUUUUUGUAGUCUGCUAGGAGUGAAGCUACAGUAGAGCAGUGGACUUCUGCAUGCUUUUUCAAUUUUCUCAUCCAGUUUGAAUCUCUCCCCUGUGUGUUUUUCGUUUUUGUUUUAUGAAACUUCGGGUAUUUUUCAUCCAUGUUAUUAUUAUACCUUUAAAGAAUUUCUGAGGAUUUUAUUAGACCCAAAUUCUAUUUUUAAGUCAUGCGUGUGUUGUGUGUGUGUGUGUGUGUGUGUGUGUGCGUGUAUGUGCGUGCGUGCGUGUGCGUGUGCGUGCGUGCCUGUUUUAGCAGACCAUUUUAAUUUUGGGCUUUUUUUCACUACCACAAUGACUUCCCUUGUUCGUUAAUGUGGAUUUCUUGUUUUAGUGAUCACGCUGAUGCCAAUUUUAAGGGAAAGAAGCAUAUUUUGUCCCCCUUCCUUCAGUGAUUUCACCACAGUAAAAUGUAUGAUUCCCUGGGUGAUUUACAGAUAACAUAUUUAGAGUGCUCCCCUUUUAAUGCAAAGCCCUUACAGGUCAAGUCUUGAAAUUGUUCAGUUAAAUUUGGAGUCUGUGUCUCUUCAAGGGGGGUCCAAACAGUCAUAUUUAUAUGGAAAUAAACACACAAAAAUUAACUUGUGUUUUCUUAACUCAAUCGACAUUGCUAUUUAAACACAUACUCUUGAAAUUGUAUAUUAUUAUUAAUUUAUUACUACAGAAUUCCACUGUUGACUUCAGACUCUGUUGUCUCUCCUUGACUUUGAUACAGCAAUGUUAAGUGCCUGAGAAGAUAGAAUGUCUUCUACUGUAUGCAGUUCAGUACAAGUAUUAUCUGUGCCUGUUUUGUUUUCCAAAGUUUCUGGAAUGCUUCUUUUUUAAUUUUUAUUUAAUUUUUAAUUAAAGCUUUUGCCCUUUACAGCGGUUUUAUGUACAGGCGUGUGAUAGCUGGUUUGGCUUUCAUUUUGUGUCAUUUUAUGUGACAAUAACAAAGAAAACCAGAUCCCGACUGGUUUGGCCAUGUGGAUCAAGCUCGUUUUCUUAGUUGAUUGUAGUUAUUUAUUAUACAUAACCUUAAAGAAAUGAUUGUGUUAUUUCACCAAAACCAUGGUUGAAAACCAAAACCGAGUGCAUGAUGAUGCAGUGGCUUCUUGCUGGUGUUAGCAGACACCUGGUGCUUUCUCUUUUCUUUUGGUGGUGGUGGGGGGUUCUCUUUUCUUAUUCCGGGAGGUUCUUUUUCUUUCUAAGGGGAGAAGGUUGGGUCGUUUCAGGAUUGGCUGGUUAUUUCCAAUGCACCGGCAUGCCCCCUUAAUGACAUCUGGUCUGUGUAGCCCUCCAAACUCAGGUUCUUAGCCUGAUUCCUGAUCUGUUUGUGCCAUGUAACCUUCAAGUUAGCAAUGCAGCACGAAAAGAUCUGAAACCAGGCUACGAUUCUUAUACCUGGCGUGGGGGUGGGGGUGCGAAGAGAAGAGAGAAAAGCAUCACGUUAGGCUGAGGCGACUGAAUUCUUUAUUGCGUUAUUUGCCGACUGAAGAUGUGAGGCAAUCCAAACGUGCACCUGUAUGAUUUCUUCAUGACAACUGCAUCAGAGGGAAAUGAAACUUGAAGGUCAGCCCCUCACCCCACCACGCACACUUUCCCAUUGGUCCUCGUCUUCCCUCCAUUCCACCUCUCUGCUUUCACCUCUCACCUCCCUCUAUAUACAAGGCAGCAUUUUUUUUUAAUUCUGAUCUUGUAAUGAAAGCUCAGUUGACGCUGCAGGGGGCUCUGGUGAUGGGAGGAGGGCGCUCUGGUGAUGGGAGGAGGGGGCUUUGGUGAUGGGAGGAGGGGGCUCUGGUGAUGGGAGGAGGGGGCACUGAAGUGUUGACUCAGCGCAUAGUGUUUUUUCAACCCCCCCUCCCUUUCCAUUUUCACUACCUGAUAGAGCAGAUAAUUCCGGAUAUGUAAGCUCAUACUUUUACUUUUUACAUAUGCUUUUCAUUCCGCUUGAUUCCCCUCAGCAAUAGAAGAGUUUUUCUUUCUCAUUUCAGUUCAUGAUUUCUGUUGAACAUUUAGAAAUUUAAAUAAUUGUGUUUGUAUUCCAUUGAAAAGCUUUGUGAUGUACAGUGUAAAAUUUUCUUUUUUAAUUUACCAUGAUUGUUGAAACAGGAUGCAUAGACAAUAUCAUUUCAAAGCUAUAUAAUGUCUCCUCUUUGGAAAUUUGAUUAUGAAAGCUAGGGGAAAAGAUGUGAUACAGUUCAACAAUGUGCUUGGAUCCUAUCAAGAACAUAUUGAUACAUUCUUUCAUAAUCAGAGAACGCUGGAGUUAAUAUUUUUAUAUGUUAAAAAACUUCCUAAAAUUGA
This is a messenger RNA of Esox lucius (northern pike), 4016 nucleotides long. RefSeq names its product lens fiber major intrinsic protein-like. The record is from RefSeq and is a predicted model, not a curated record. NCBI's taxonomy places the organism in Eukaryota, Metazoa, Chordata, Actinopteri, Esociformes, Esocidae. The coding region runs from base 437 to 1228 and encodes 263 amino acids. Gene Ontology annotation, biological process: transmembrane transport. Gene Ontology annotation, molecular function: water channel activity. Gene Ontology annotation, cellular component: plasma membrane. The transcript has 4 exons.